This is a messenger RNA of Uranotaenia lowii, 5502 nucleotides long. RefSeq names its product neurotactin (gene Nrt). The record is from RefSeq and is a predicted model, not a curated record. The transcript is spliced from 6 exons. NCBI's taxonomy places the organism in Eukaryota, Metazoa, Arthropoda, Insecta, Diptera, Culicidae. Bases 1214 to 3808 code for a protein of 864 amino acids.
GUUUAUGUUUGACCGUUGUUUACUGUGCUGUGCAGCAACGCGCCCGCCACAGCUCGCACGUUUUAGCUACGAGACGACGCCUUCGUGAAGCGCACCACUUUUGGGAUUCCAUCUUUCUUUUCGUUUGUGUACCAACUACUUACUGGUCCUGGUCCUGGGGGACGAGCUUGGUUUACCCGCGGGAAAACGUUCCAAUUUUGUUUGCCUCCUUAGGCUGCCUUAGGUAGUUUCAGUGAAUUUUUCGAAACAAGUGAACAAAAGUUUAGUGAACAAACGCGCCUUACAGUUGAGGAUUAUUUGGCGACCGUCAAAAAAAACCGAGUGAAAAUUUCGCGCUUAUACUUCAAACGCCUCAAGCCGCCGUCAGGAUCGAAAAUAUCCUGUCGUGCUGUACACACACAUACAUCCGCAUAUCGAGAUAAAAGGCACCCAUACAUCGGCAAAUAGGUAGCUGGCGAGCCACGCAGAAGUGCCGAGAAGAAAGGAUCUAUCCCACUAUCGGAGAAUAGAGAGUAGUGAACCAUAUCCUGGAGAAGGGAAAAAUUUCCAAUCCAGUUGGGCUGUGAACAAAAAAAACAAGACGGGGGAAUAGUAUUUUUUAUGCUCCUGAAAAUCCAGCAGGGAUAAAAGAAAUUAGCACUAUUGGUUUUCAAUCCAUUGAUUUUCCAGGACCCGUGAUAUUUCGCGGAUUCUCAAAGUGUUCAAGUGUUCCACAAACAAGCCCACCUAAUCAGUGGCUUGGGUACGAUUUUGAGAGUUUUUACGAGUGAGUGAAGUGAAAAAGCCUGAAACCUGAUAACGAAUCGAAGGGAUCAAAACUGCACCUGGUGGUACUUUAUCGUGCGGUUAAAAUUAGAUGCGGAAUUCAACAGCUUAGGAAACGCAAAUCGGAAGCUUCCAUUCCAGAACCAACACAUCAAAACGAGGAUUAUUUGAUAUUGAACCGAUUUUUCCCGGCCGGUAAGACUCCUAUUUGGUACAUCUCAUCUUUCAAACAACUCAGGUUAAUCAGAUUUUCCAGGGAAACAUUGAUCUAAUUAUUUCAGAAGGAGGACCAUCAAACAGCAAACGAGGACCACGCGAGACUAGGGUUUUGUUAGGAGUCUAGGGAAAAUAGCUCCCCCUACCCAAAAAUAACGAUUCAUAAUUCAUAGAAGCCGGUUAGAAGUAAACUAGAAAACAAGAAGGUUAAUCACAAAUUCAAAUCAUAAAAAUGGGUGAAACCGACGAGAAGGAAACAGCGCCGCCAACGGCAACAGAGAAAACUACCACCGAAUCACCGGUCAUCACAGCCGAUGUCCAGGAACAAGAAGCCGACCCGAAGGAAACCGAAAAGCUGCUAGCCAACAGCGAAGAGAAGACUGACGAUGGCAAAGAGACAGACAAACCUGCAGAAGAGAAGAAAAAAAGCAGCAGCGAGAACGUGAACGGCGCUAGCGAAGAAAUCGUCAACAUCCCAGACGAAGCUUCAACGGAAACCGUCAAAGUUGAAGACGAGAAAGCCAAAACCGACAAACCCAACAAAGUGCAAGCCGAAGAACGUGAAGUCAAGCCCAAAAAGGUACCAGCCGGAGCGUUCAAGCUGCCAGGUUUCUUCAACAAAGGCAAAGUCAAGGAAGCGGAUGGAGCCGAUAACGAACUGCUAGAGAAGAACGAUGCCGAGAAGGAAGCCAAACCAGCUGAAACCGAAGAGAAACCGAAACGGGCAGGCUUCUUCGCCAACCUUCGCUUGAGAAAUCCCUUCGCCAAGAAACAAGCCGAACCGGUGCCAACCGAUGAAGAGAAGGGCAAACCGGAAGAGGAAGAGAACGAUGAAGUCACUGCCGAAGCCACCGACAAGAAACCAGAUGAAGAAACACCCGCCGCCGAAAAGAAGGAAGAAGAGGCUACCCAAGCCCCGAAGAAAGGUCUGCUCCAAACCCUAAGAGUCCCGCUAGCCAGUAUAAUUCCGAAACGAUUCAAAGCCGGAGCCAGCAACGAAGAAGCCGAAGACCUGGAACUCGGCAAGAGACCAAAGAACCGUGCCGGACUCGCUUCGAUGGAAACGCUCGACGAUUCGAUCAAGGAUACGGAAACGAAGGACACUGUCGAUAAACCAGCGGCUGCCGCUGGAGCGAAUGGAACUGAUUCGGAGGCGCUAGUCAAACCGGAGGAGAAGAAGGACGGUGAAAAGGACGAAGCAGCGGAAGUGCCACCCUCCAAAUAUCCGUUCCUGGAUCGCGUUCGGAACUAUCGGUGUACAGUUGACGACAUUGCCAUAAUCGGAGGAAUCAUCGUGUUCCUGCUACUGCUCGCGCUGAUCAUUGCCUUCACCUUCAUCGGCAAAAGUGAACCCAUCACUGCUCCGGUUCGGGAUGGCAAAUACAUCGAAACGGUUACGUCUUGCGGCAAGGUCGAAGGUAUUCUGGAAGAUGGAGCUUUUGCAUUCCGAGGAAUUCCCUAUGCGGUGCCACCGGUUGGUGAAAAUCGUUGGAAGGCAGCUCAACCGAUUGAGAACAUCAACUACUGCUGGAACGAUACGCUAAAGGCUCACAACUCGACCCCGGUUUGCUGGCAAUUCUAUGCCGAUGGAAAGUACGAUGGUGCUGAGGACUGCUUGACCUUGGAUGUGAUCACUCCCCAUGUGCGCUACGACAAUCCUCUGCCAGUUGUGGUACUGAUCGGAGCCGAAUCGUUCACCGGAGAUUCACCUGGAAAACUUCGUCCAUCGACUCGGUAUGCUCGUGCUCGGGAUGUAAUCUUCGUACGUCCGAACUUCCGCUUGAACGUGUUCGGUUUCUUGGCUCUGGAGCAAUUGACUAAGAGUGCUCAUCCUCCGACCUCGGGUAACUAUGGACUUACCGACAUCAUCGCGGCUCUCAAGUGGAUUCAGCUUAACAUCCUUCACUUCGGUGGAGAUCCCAAGUCGGUGACUCUGUUCGGACAUCGUGCUGGUGGAACUAUCGUCGCUGCUCUCGCUUCAUCCAACAAAACCUCUCAGUUGUUCGCUCGUUCGUGGAUCUCUUCAGCUGGAUCGAUCUACCCUGGAAACCCUCUGUCCGAUUCCGAGAAGGCCAAUACUGCGUACUUGGGACGCAUCAACUGCGAGACUGCCAAGUGCCUACGUGAGAAAGAAGAUGAGGAUGUUCUGGAUGCCGUUCCGGAUACCUGGAGACGAAUCUUCCCGGAUCUACCAGCUGUCGAUGAAAACACCACCGCUAACCACGACUGGCUUGUUCUAGAUGGACACAUUCUGCAGCAACAUCCUGCCGAUGUCUGGAGCACUGAAACCGGAAAGCUCAAAUACGUCAUUGGAACUACGGCACAUGAAAGUCAUUCCGAAAAACUGCACCUCAAAUACACCGAAUGGACUCCGGAACUGGUAACCAAGCACAUCAACGAAAGCAAGAUUGGAGAGCUCGGCCUGACCGAGGAAGCCCUCAAGCGAUACAACGCCACCUACCAAGGUCUGGUUAGCAUGAUCUCCGAUAUCCGAACCGUGUGCCCUCUGUUGACGAUUUCCCAGAAACUCCUGACCUCACAGUUCUACGUGGUGACUCAAACCGGUGGUGAGCUAGCCAUUGCCGACGUCGACUCCGACAUUCAAGCCAUCCUCGGACGCUACGAACCGAAGACUCCCGAACAACGAAGAUACGUUUCGGCCAUCCAGCAGCUGUUCUACCACUACGUCUCCCACGGAGAGAUCAAGCACGAACUGCGGCGGCAACUGCUGGACAUCGGUCAAGACGCUCUACCCACCUACAGCAGAGACAACUGCGACUUCUGGAUCAAAAACGAUGUUGUUCCGCGAUACGCGAGGUUAGACUAAGAUGGUGAAUGUGAAAAUGAGAAGAAAAAAACGGUGUGGUCGUGUAUUGUUCUAAGUAGGUAAAGCUAAGCAGAUACAAAAUUAGAACAGAACCAGUUAUAUAAAUUAUUAUGCUCCUCCAUUUUUACGACGGCAAGGGAGCGAAACUCUUUUUGUUUGCCUAUUAGCAAACCAUUUUAAGGCCAACAGUUGGACCGUUUUCCUGCUUCCUACGAAUGGUGGCUUUUUUGAUACGAAAAGUUUUUACAUUCGCCAUUUUUUGCAGGCGACAGCUCUCCUCCUCAAAUAUCUCUUACUCUUUCCAGUAUUAACGAAAAAAAAACUGUAAUCUUAACCGUUCGUUUUUAGAACAUUUUGACCAAAAAAACGUAAAACAUAUGAGACACAUAGAUUUCAUAGUUUUUUCUCACUCUUGAAACUUCAGCAUUUCGAAGCUAGCCUUUCAUAAUAGAAUCAUCAACGUUUAGGAAAAAUAUACCUUCAUCAUUUCACUUCGUAUCCAAAAAUUAAUAACAAAAAACAUGUUUUUAAACAAUUAGUAAGUCCUACUUUUUAAACUGAUAGAUAGCCCUUUCAGCAAGUAAAUCAUGUAAGGCAAAACCAAUAAUAAUGAAAUGAGACAAAAUAACAAAUAAAAUAUAUUGAAAGCUAAUCUAAUGACGUGGCUGUAAAAAGUUAUAGCUUUUAAUUAUUGACAAUUGUGAAACGUAUUGAAAAACAUAAUAUAUUAAAACAAUCUCACUAAUUUAUAGCAAAAAAAAAAACAAAAAUAAAUAUUACUCGUAAAUGGUAAAACGAAAGAAGUUGCCGACGAUGGUUUUCUGUUGUGGAACAAUGAGAAAUGAAAAUUCAUUAAAGUCUACUACAGAAAACGUGCGAAAAAAAAGAAUGCGUAUAGAAGAAAUAAAGAGGAAAAACAACAUGACACGAUAAAUCGUAAAUUUAGUUGGUAACACAUAUUGUUGUAAUUUAUGCCUAUAUGUAAUGUGUAAUUAUUAUGUACUAUUUUUCGCUUCUUUUAGUUAUCCCCAAACAUACACACGAGACAAGUUAGUGAUUUUUUGAGUAAGGUAACUAUUAUUAUCAUCCCUCGUCCUGCCCCAAUUAGAAUUAUAGAAAGAGAAAAAAAAACUAAGAGAAGAGCGAAAAACUAAGCCGAGAUAAGGAGCAAUAGUUUUUUUUUAAUUCAUUUUCCUAGGUUAAUCAAUCAUUAUAAGUGUGAGCAGAUUCAUCACAACAAACAUAGAGUUUAGAAACCUACACAAAACACAAUUUGCAAUUAAUUUUAACAGAGACUCUAGUUUGGUACCAAAAGGUACGGUACGAAGAAACCAGCCGAUGGAUUCCCCCUCCCAGAUAAGUGCAGCUUUAUCUUUCGAUUUUGUAUAAAAUCAAAUACUCAGCUCAAUACAAAACUUAUUCAUGACGAAGAAUCAAUCGGAAAUCGGAAUGCAUUUUUUUUGGUCCCCGACCCCAUGUGUCCCCAACAAACUAGGUGGUUAUUAAAACUAUUAAUGGGAAAAUAAUUAUAUUGAACAACAAGCGACAGAAACAAAAUGAAAUCCGCAUUCAGUAACUCCUACUAUACAAACCCACACUUAUACCGACAAAAUGCAAUGUGUAGACACAGACGUGAAAAGCAGAGAAAUGCUAGAAAUAUACAUUCGUCUUUUUGGAUUGUACAAUGAUAAAAA